AUGAACAUAUAUCUUAAUUUACCAAAAGAACUUUUAUCCCUUAUCAUCAAAUACAUUAAUGAUAAUUCGAAAAUUGAACAAUUAUUCAAAAUACCAGCUUUACAACAAUAUGCUUUAGAAGAGAGGUACUCUAAAUUUAAGCUCAAUGGAGAUGACAAUUCAGGAGAUGGAUCUAUAAAGAAAUUGCAAACACUAUACAAGAAAUACAAUUUCAAACCUCACAGAAUCAUUGGAGACACAGCAAACAUUAAUAAAUUGAUUGACGCUAAAUUACCUGAAGUUGAAAACAAGAAUACAUUGAAAAAAAGGAGACAAACCAGAUCACAUGUUAAAGGAUUAGGCUCAGAAAAUAAACUAAUUGACUAUAGUCAUGUUGAUUUUGAAAUUUUGCAUACACCUUUCGAUGAAGUUCUGGAACUUGAAAAUAUUUUCAAAAAUGUUAAUAUUGUUCUGAUUGAUAUAACUAGUUAUGAUUCUAUUGCAAAGUAUCUCACCUCGAAUAAUGAAAAAGAACUCGAAACACUUUUGGAUAUAAUUCAAACAAGUCAAUUGGAGUCUUUAACUACUGUCUUUCUGAAUCGGUUUACUGUAAUGUUCCCAACUUCUUUGAAAAAUUUAAAACUUAUUCUUGAAGGUAAGAAUGUUAGACCUGAUCUAAGUGAUUUGAUUAAUCUUGAAUCUUUUUGUGGAAGUGACCUUAAUGGAUUUGACUCAUUGGAUUAUAUCCAAUUACCCAAAUCUAUCAAAAACUUGAAGCUUAAUAAAUGUCGCAUACCAGAUUUAGGGGAUAUGAAACAAUAUUCGAAUUUAAGGUCUUUGAUAAUGGACCGUAGUGAUGCACUUUUUGAAGUCAUGAAAAGUUCUUUUCCCAAUACACUAGAAGUUAUAAAAAUUAUCAACACUACACCGGACGAAAAAAUUGUUGAAAUAUUUAGAGCGGCGGAAGAAGGAACUAAUGCUCAAUUCGAAAGAUCAGAUUUUUCUCAUGACGGUAAAUUUUUUUUAAUAGGUGACAAUUUCAAACCACCCCCAAAACUACAAGUAUUACAUAUUGAUGAUCGAUGGAAAAACAUGAAAAUCGAACGCCUUCUAAAACUACAAACGCUCAAUAGCUUUAUUUUGAGAAACAUGGAAAGUGUUGAUUUAAAGCAAGUUUUAUCAUCUUUGCCGAAAACUAUGUACAAGAUUGAAAUUACUGAUUGUACUAUAACAAAUAUAGGAAGCGAUUUAAUUUUUCCUGAACUGAAACAUAUCAUAUUUACUUGUAACAAGCCUAAUAAUGUUUUUAGAUCAAACAUGAAUCACCUUAAGGAAUUGAGGGAAUUGGAAUUGACAUGUAAUCGCUUUGGUCAUAACUACGACUAUACUAGACUUGACGCUUUUGAACUUUUGACUCAUGAUAAUGCUAGUAUUGGUAAAUCUGGUGGUAAAUCUGGUGGUAAAUCUGGUGGUAAAUCACGGGGAAAGCUUGUUAAAAAAAACAAAGAUGAGGUGAAUGAUAUUAUGACUUUUGAGACACCUGCACUAGAAGAUUUGUAUUUACACAACUCAAUUCUAUACCGAUUUGACAGAAGAAAACCAGAUAUGGAAAAAAGACUCAAUUUACUCCCAACUCAAAUAUCAAUAGAAGAAUGUACAAACUUGAAAAGAUUAAGUAUUAAAAAUUCGACUGUCCGAACAUUAGAUCUUAAUGCAUUUCCAAAUUUGUUAGUUUACUUAAAAAUCAUCGGUACCAGAUUGAACUUAAUCCAAGGUGAAUUUAAGAUUUUGAAUAAAUUGGAAAAAUUGGACUUGAGGGAAGAUGAAAUUAAUUACGCGAUGUUAGCAAAUCAAACUUUUCCACAAAGUUUGAUAUCAUUAGACUUAUCAGAGAAUGUAUUCGAAGACUUGAGGUGUUUAUACUUGGACAACUGUGUUAACCUACGCAAUUUGAUCUUAUUGAAAGUGACUGAUCUGCAUGAACCAAAAGGUGCUAAUGAGUUGAAAAAUGUGUUUCUUAAAUUAGUCCUGGAUGCUGAUAAGAGCCAUGCAAUUGUUAAAAACAUUAGAACAAAAAUUAUAUUUGAGAUAAUCGAUGGUGUUGAAAAAGUCAGAGGUCGUCGAAAAGGAUCCAAUAAAAGGAAAAGGAUCGAAGGUGAUUCAGAGUAA
Messenger RNA from Lodderomyces pseudojiufengensis, 2148 nucleotides. RefSeq lists its product as uncharacterized. The transcript has a single exon. The record is from RefSeq and is a predicted model, not a curated record. Lineage: Eukaryota; Fungi; Ascomycota; Pichiomycetes; Serinales; Debaryomycetaceae. The coding region runs from base 1 to 2148 and encodes 715 amino acids.